Messenger RNA from Penicillium oxalicum, 186 nucleotides. RefSeq lists its product as uncharacterized. The coding region runs from base 1 to 186 and encodes 61 amino acids. Lineage: Eukaryota; Fungi; Ascomycota; Eurotiomycetes; Eurotiales; Aspergillaceae. The record is from RefSeq and is a predicted model, not a curated record. The transcript has 2 exons.
AUGCCUCACUCGAAGGACAUCCCAAAUAGUACCCGUCCUGAGCUGGUCGGUCUCGAGCGUCGAAUGACUCUUGGAGUUGAGGCGUCCACGCGGGUGCCGUGCACCCUCUUUUGCACAUCAGCACGGGACGACUUCAAGCACCUGUGGAACAUGUCCCGCACCCUCCACCUCUACUACCCGACAUGA